This is a messenger RNA of Triplophysa dalaica, 2359 nucleotides long. RefSeq names its product myotubularin related protein 7a (gene mtmr7a). Gene Ontology annotation, biological process: dephosphorylation. Gene Ontology annotation, molecular function: phosphatase activity. Bases 65 to 2116 code for a protein of 683 amino acids. The record is from RefSeq and is a predicted model, not a curated record. The transcript is spliced from 14 exons. NCBI's taxonomy places the organism in Eukaryota, Metazoa, Chordata, Actinopteri, Cypriniformes, Nemacheilidae.
GUCUUUUCAUCAUUACUAUCCAUUCUGUGCCCUUUCUCUAUCUCGAACACUGCGGCGAAAGCAAAUGCCACCCAUAAUGGAUGGGCAAAGAAGAACCACCACUGCUAGCAUUCAUACACUAACCGGGGCAACAGAAGAACAGACUGCUUUACAGAUAUUCUGGGAAUGUUGGUCAUUGCAUUCGCCUAUGCUGGCACACGUCCAGGUUGAAAAUGUCUGUUUGGUGGACAGAAGCUUCUCUAGAAGGACUCAGAUGGGCACUCUUUACCUCACUGCUACUCACAGCAUCUUUGUAGGUACAGGAUCUGAGCUGUGGCUUCUGCACAGUUUGGUGUGUAAUGUGGUAAAGCAGAAGGCAUCUCAGAGUGGGUACCCCUUACAAAUCCUCUUCAAGAACUUUCAGAUCAUACAGUUUAUCAUUCCUCAAGAGAGUGACUGCCAUGAUAUCUACAUCUCACUCUCACGUCUUUCCAGACCAGAAAAAUAUGAGGAGUUGUAUUGUUUUUCUUUCCAUCCUAACGUUGACAACUCUGAACGGGUGCGCUCAUGGGAGUUUUUAGAUCUGAAAGCUGAGUACAAUCGAAUGGGACUUCCAAAUAAACAAUGGCAUGUCACCCCCAUCAACAGAGAGUACACAGUGUGUGAUACUUAUCCAGCCGAUCUGUUGGUGCCUCAGUCCGUCACUCUACCUGUCAUUUUGGGGAGCUCAAAGUUUCGCAGCAGAGGUCGAUUUCCCACGUUGUCGUACUACUGCAAGGAAAACCAUGCCACUAUAUGUCGGAGCAGUCAACCUCUCUCUGGCUUCAGUGCCCGCUGUCUGGAGGAUGAACAAAUGCUGCAGGCCAUCAUGAAGUCUAAUCCUGGGAGCCGGUUCAUGUAUGUUGUGGAUACUAGACCCAAGUUAAACGCAAUGGCAAACCGAGCAGCGGGCAAAGGCUAUGAAAAUGAGGACAACUACUGCAACAUCAAAUUCCAGUUCAUUGGCAUUGAAAACAUCCAUGUGAUGAGGAACAGUCAGCAGAAACUGAUAGACGUUUCUACACUACGUUCUCCAUCCAUGGCAGAAUUUCUCUUGGGUGUUGAAACUUCGGACUGGCUGAAACACAUCAAAACAAUCUUGGAUGCUGGAAUCUUUAUAUCCAAGGCUGUGGCAUUUGAGGGUGUCAGUGUGUUAGUUCAUUGUUCUGAUGGCUGGGAUAGAACGGCUCAGGUAUGCUCUGUGACCAGUGUACUUCUGGACCCUUACUACAGGACCAUCAAGGGACUAAUGGUGCUGAUUGAGAAAGACUGGGUUUCGUUUGGACACAAGUUUUCGCACAGAUACAGUCAUCUGGAUGGAGAAGCCAAAGAGGUGUCACCUGUUAUAGAUCAAUUCCUGGAAUGUGUGUGGCAGCUCAUGCAGCAGUUUCCAUCUUCAUUUGAGUACAAUGAGAAGUUUCUUAUUAGCAUCCACAACCACUUCUAUUCCUGUCAUUAUGGCAACUUCAUUUGUAACAGCCAAAAGGAGAGAAGAGAUCUGUGUAUACAGGAGAAAACGCAUUCCAUAUGGUCUCAUUUAUGGGAAAACAGACUGGACUUUAUGAACCCUCUCUUUAGACCCAAUCGAACCCAAACAGAGGGACUUUUGAGGCCCAGUACUGCCCCCUUCUGUUUCAAAUACUGGAAAGGUUUGUAUAAUCAGUUUGAUCGUGAGCUGCACCCACGUCAGUCUGAGCUGGAUUGCCUAAUGGCUAUAAAAGAGGAAACACAGCAACUUGAAGAAGAGCUGGCUCUCUAUGAGCAGAAACGUGCAAAAGCUCUCUACAUGAAAAAGGAUAUACUGGACAACAGGCAGAAACUUUGGGCUGCACCAUCAGAUAUAAACCGGGCUAGUUCACCUCAGGAAUACUUUGGUGGUUUUGAAGGUGCUACUCCAAAUGUUUUCGCCCUCCAUCAGAAGCAAAAUGCAGAGCUUCGCCUGUUUGCAGACAGACCAAAAAAUUCAGAGGCUGACAACAGUGAUCAAGAAUCAGGAGCUGCUGAUUUUAGCUGCCAUUCUUCUGGUGGGGAGUCUUUGCCGAGUGAGGACAGUGUGAAAGAUCCUGACUAUGAUGAGACUGGCUCCGGCAGAGGAUAAACGGAUACUGCUUCAAGAAGAGAAAGCUGUAUGAAAAGUGUGUAUGUGAUGAGAAGAAUGUGGGUAUUUCAGAUUAUGCAAAUAUAUUUGGCAAUGUGGACAUGUUUCCCAUGUACUAUAGAAGCAUGUCUUUCUGUCUGAAUGUGCAUUUUAUGUGGACUAUCAUAUAUGGAGGUCAAUGUUCUAUUACAUAAUAUACACAUGAUUUAUAUUCAUGAUUUACAAUUGGCUUGAGUUCUUUAA